CUGCUCCCCCCGUCGUCCCGCCCUCUGCCGCUCCCCGCUCUGCCACGGAAGCGCGGCGGCCCGCAGCGCCCUUCCGGUGAGGCCGCGGCGCCGGAAGGCGGCAGCGCUGCGGCAGAGCGGCGGCCCGGCGCGGCCAUGGCGCCCAAGGGGAAGGCGGGCACGAAGGGCAAGAAGCAGAUCUUCGAGGAGAACAGGGAGACGCUCCGCUUCUACCUCCGCAUCAUCCUCGGGGCCUCCGCCGUGUACACAGUGGUGAACCUGGUGAUCUGCUACCCCAGCACCUCUGUCUGGACAUGGCUUGCAUUUGUGUUCAGUUUGGUGGUAUACGGCACCAGCUACCGCUCCAUGAACUCCAUGGCAAAGCCGUCUUUCACAGAUGAUGGCAGCCUUGCUGACGGGGGGAUUGACCUGAAUAUGGAGCAGGGAUGGCAGAGUGAGUGUCCACACCUGCACGAGUCCAGGCACCUCAAGGAUGUGAUCCUGCUGACAGCUAUUGUCCAGGUGCUGAGCUGCUUCUCACUCUACGUCUGGUACUUCUGGCUCUUGGCUCCGGGGCGCGCAGUGUAUCUCCUGUGGGUGAACAUCCUGGGGCCCUGGUUUACAGCAGACUCUUCGGCUGCCAGUCAGGAGCCAAAUGAGAAGAAACAGCGCCGACAAGAACGCCGCCAGAUGAAGCGCUUCUAGCCCUGGCUGAGGAGAUGGAUUAAUGCUGUCUCUCAUCUCCAUGCUGUUACUUCAUCAGGGAUGCAACUGAAACCAAUCAGAAACCAUCGCAGUAUCUAUGUUGCCCUCUGUCAUUGCUGCCAUUUCACUGUAAAGGCUGCAAGAGACUUCCCUUGGUUGGUUCUUAGUGCCGGUCGAGGCCUUGCUCCUUGUGAUGACAAGGGUGGGUUAUGCUGGGAUGUGUGUAAAUACCUUUUUAAAGUAGUGCUGUAUUGCAUUCAGGGUUGGGGAUUGCAAUGUUGGAGGAAAUACUAUAUUAAAGAGCAGUAUAAUUGA
Messenger RNA from Dromaius novaehollandiae (emu), 999 nucleotides. RefSeq names its product transmembrane protein 208 (gene TMEM208). NCBI's taxonomy places the organism in Eukaryota, Metazoa, Chordata, Aves, Casuariiformes, Dromaiidae. Gene Ontology annotation, biological process: vacuolar protein processing. The record is from RefSeq and is a predicted model, not a curated record. Gene Ontology annotation, cellular component: intracellular membrane-bounded organelle.